Molecule: messenger RNA, 4053 nt
Organism: Thamnophis sirtalis
Lineage: Eukaryota; Metazoa; Chordata; Lepidosauria; Squamata; Natricidae
Source: RefSeq, a predicted model, not a curated record
GGACGGGGAGGGACGAAGGAGGCGCCGCUGCUUUUGUUUUGUUUUUGGGUGAACCGGGCUCCGCGAAGCUGAGGCAACCGGAGGAAGAGAAGCAGCCCGUCAACGGACGGGGCGGAUGGAGUUUGCAGGUUUGCUGUAAGCAAUUUACCACAGCUAUGACACCUGCUGUCCAAGAGAAAGCAAUGAAAAGUCAUGGUGUAUAUUUAUCAUCAUCUUUACCUUCAAGAGAGAUGGAGUCCAGUGAAGCACUAGCAAUGGAAAGUACUAGACCAGUAAAAGAGAAGAUAAAUGACGAUUCUGCCACAAGUUUUUCUUGUUCUAUUUUGGGGUUACCUGGUUCUCAGGUAAACCACAAUAUUGAUUGCUUUAACUUAAAAUAUUUUGAUCCCCAGUCGCCUAAGCAUUGUUCUUUAUUAUUGAGUCCUAAUUUAACAUUCAGUGUAAACAAUAACAAUUGUAUCCAGAAGAACUUAGAAGAGCAUAAUUGCUCCAAGUUGAAAAAUCCUGUAUGUAACAGCAUUAAUACACAUUUCAAUCAGAGUAUUAAUUCAGAAUCUGGAGUAUCGGUUAGAGGGGAUGUUUUAUCAGGAACAAGGAAAAGCUUUCUGGAAACAGAGAGAUUACUGGAUUUCCACUUAACUGAAUUGAAGAGCACAGAAGAACAGCAGUUUCCAAACUAUAAGUGGUAUCGAAGAAAUGGCUUUUGUGGCAAGGCUUUAUUUGUUAAUCCUGAGACAAAAAAAGGAGAUAUGUUCCAUCAAAUAUUCCAUGACGCCCCAGAAGUAACAAUAAAUUGCAAUCCUGGCAGCAAAGAACAGGAAUUAAAUUUUCGGUUACUUCAGUGUGUAAACAAGCAACAGACUUUGUUAAACCGGGCCAAAAGAAGUCAGAAACACUUGCAAAUUUUGUUGGCAAAGCAUAUUGUCAAACACUGUGACCAGCAGAUGAAAUGCUUUGUGAAACAUCAGCUGCGGAGAAUGAAAGCUUUUCAUGAUACAAACAAUCUUUUGGAUGGAAACUAUGAAAAAUGUACUAUGGUUAAAGUUGAGAACACCCUAGAAGCUAGUAGGAAUAAAGACACACUGUCUAAUUUGGAUACUGCACCUGAUGAAAUCAAGCUGUUUGCUUGUUCUACAGCAGAACUGCUGUCUCAAGUGGAAGAAAGUUUGGAUUCUGAAGCAACUUGUAGCAGCUCAAGUGACGAUGAUGAUGAGCAGAUUUCAAAAACAACUGUGCCAAUUAACCGUAGAUCUGACUGGAAAUGGUUGGUUGAAAGAGCUAAAGUUGGCUGUCAGUGGACAUGGCUUCAGGAUCAGAUUUCUGAACUGGAAUACAAAAUUCAACAACUUACUGACCUUCACAGACAGAUUCGUGCCACCAAGGGAAUGGUGAUAUUAGAAGAAUGUUCAGUCCCAAAAGACAUCUUGAAGAAACGUACACAGUUACCAGAUCAAGAGGCAUUGAAUUCUAUAGGGAACUCACAAACUUUUCUACAGAGGCAGGAUGUUUGGCCAGAACAUGAUUUUGAAAUGUCACCCAGCAGUCCAACUUUGCUUCUUCGUAAUAUUGAAAAACAGAGUGCUCAGCUGAGUGAAAUAAUAAGCAGUCUGAUUGCUCCCCUUAAUCUGUCUCCAACGUCAUCUUCACUUUCUUCAAAAACCUGUAAACAGAAUGAAUUGGUUAAUGGCAUCUCUUUAAGAGAAUCAGAGAACAAAGAAGAAAUUUCAUCUUCUAGUAGUUGCCUGGCUGAUCAACAACAUCUGAAGAGAAGGAGGAAAGAAAAGAUGAAGCUGAAAACACCUACUGUUGCUCUGAUGAGUACAUCUGCUCGCACUAGACCACUUCUGCGUUUCCAGAGGAGAAAGUCGUAUAGAAUGAACACAGCUUUCACUUUGAAUAACCAGGCUUUGCAUCAGGGCAGUACCUUGUGUAAUACAGAAGAGAUUGCAGGCAGCAAAAGGAGUACUUACGAGUUUAGCACCAAUUCUAGUAUAGGCAAACAACUCAUGUUGGAACUAGACACAUCAUUCCAUCCUGUUUUAUCAUUUCCUUCAGGAGCAAAUGAUAGUUGUGAAACAUUGUCUUUUCAGCAUGAAGGACAGGAGUCUUAUAGUAAUCUUACAGCAGCAUCCAGCGUUGACAUGUUGUCUAGAUCUAGUCACAGUAUCUCAUCGCAGCUCAAUUCAAGGCGGAGACUGAGAAGUGAGUGUUCCUAUGACAUAGACAAUAUUGUUAUUCCUAUGUCAUUAAUUGCACCAUCAAAACUGGAGAAACUUCAGUAUAAAGAAAUUCUUACCCCAAGUUGGAGAAUAGUUAGCCUAAAGCCUUUAGAAAAACUGCAUGAGGAUGAAGAGAAGGCAGAAGAUCUGUCUGAUGAUGUCUAUGCUGCACGUCAUUCAAAAUAUGAAGACAAAGAAAAAGCACGGUGGUCCCUGUGGGAAAAGUGUCGAUGUCCUAGAAGGAAUAGAUCAUAUAGCAGAAAUUUUGAGGAACAAGAUGCAUCACUGAAAGAAAAACAAGCAAAUUCUAAUUUAACAACCUACAUUUCGGGAAACACUGCAGGCAUAACUUCAGAAGCCUAUAAUUCUCAAUAUUUGGCAACGUCAGAGUCUUCAGGAAACAAACUAUUAAUGACUCUCCUCUGGGAACGCCGGGCUUUUCCAUUAAAAAAUGAAGAAGUAGAAACUUUAAUACCCCGUCACCCAGUUCAUCAAGAAUGUUCAGAGAUGUCUGUUCUAAGAGACUCUGACCAUAAUCCAUACACGGCCUUGAGUUUUCUGAACGAUAACUGGCCACAAAGGGAGAGUUCCAUCUCUGAAGUGGAAGACCCCCACCCAAUUGACUUUGGGAAAAAACAGACGUGACAGAGAGUAAAGUUGCUGAAUUAGGAAAGUAAAUCAAGCUGAAGGAAGAUGUAAGGUAACAUAUUUUCAUGCUCAUGCAAGCAAUAAUAUUUUUUUUCAUAUUAAUAUUUACAAUAUAAUCUUUUGACUUUUUUUACAGGCAGGAUGAGAAUGCAAGAGCUAUUUAUAUUUAUCUGAAUUCCAAGAAGAAUGUCUGUCCGGUAGACUAAUAUAUUCGUUGUGAAAAGUGGAUGCUCUUAAACUGUAACCUCAAAUCAUUGCCCCAUCUUGAUCAAAUAUGCAAAGUGUCUAGUUAUUACAAUGCAGCAAAAUAUACCUUUGCAUUUAGCAAGUGGUAAAAAAAAGCAAUAUAUAAAUGCAAAAAUGGAACACAUACUUGAAUUCAUUGGGCUACGCACGUUAAAACUACAGAUGAGAUAAAGUCAGUUUAAAUUAUUUAAUUUUCUGUACUUCAAUGGAUUCCCCCCCCACCAAAUAUUUUAAAGGUAAGUACUAGAAGUAUCUGAGAAGUUCAGAUUUCUGAAGUAAUUGAAUCUAUUUCUAUAGCACUUAGCAGUAUUUUUACUUAUUUAACUCUUUUGUAUCCCUACAAACACUUUGUGCGUGUUACAAUCAGCGGAUUAUGAGCAUCCAUUUUUGUAUCUUAGAAACGUUAAAUAUACAUGGAAAAAAGGACAUUUAAAUAUAAGCAUUAUGAGCAAGACAAUAGCUCUUAAGAUAAUGAUAAGACAAAUGAAAAAGUUCUCAUUCAAAUUCCAAAAUGCUGCAUUGCAAUGUUAUUUGUAUCCACCAGGGAAUGCUAGGUGAAUAGAUAUUGCACAGGACUGUUAUGUGUAUUUACUGCUACCAAUGCAAGAGGAUAGUUCUUCUGUGAGGAACUGUUGAUAGCUUUUAUUAACAUACUAUUAUUAAGUAUGCUUUUUAAGACUGCCAUUUCCCAAAGGAUGUUUUAAUGGGUAAAUGGCCAAAUUUUAGUGUUCCAUCGUCCCCAGCGGAUUAGAAGUACACUGGCUAAUAUAAAAAUGUUAAGUUGCCUUUUCACACUACAGCCUAUGUUAGAUUGUAGUUUCCUAUACAUUUUGGUUUUAGCUUUUAAAAUGCUUUGUCCAGGAAAUUAACUUUGAAUCUUGCCUCUGAUACACCAAAUUUUCAAUGCAAGGUUUUAAAAUUAAAAGUUAUUUCUCUAUUA